Messenger RNA from Apaloderma vittatum (bar-tailed trogon), 6630 nucleotides. It is a transcript of the gene PKDREJ, whose product is annotated as polycystin (PKD) family receptor for egg jelly. Bases 1 to 6630 code for a protein of 2209 amino acids. Gene Ontology annotation, biological process: detection of mechanical stimulus. Lineage: Eukaryota; Metazoa; Chordata; Aves; Trogoniformes; Trogonidae. Gene Ontology annotation, molecular function: protein binding; calcium ion binding; calcium channel activity. The transcript is spliced from 2 exons. The record is from RefSeq and is a predicted model, not a curated record. Gene Ontology annotation, cellular component: membrane.
AUGGACGUGUGCUACCAGCCGGCCCCAGGAGCAAGGCUGGAGGCGGAGAGGAAAGAGGGGCGGCCGCCCCGCUGCUUGUGGUACCUGAACUCAGCCUGGGUGAAGAACACGUCGCUCUGGUCAGGCCAGGUCACGCUGCAGAGGGCACUCCUACCAGGGAGCGCUCCUCCGCCCAUGGCCUCCAGCCUCCUUACGGUGAAAUGCUCGUGUGCUUCAUGCAUGGACCUUGAAGUCCACGUUUCCAGCAGCAGCCACCCUUUUCUGCAGAGCUUUACUUACUCAGUGUGGUUUAUCCCUGCACAACAUCGGAUGCAAAGGUGUGAGUGGACCUUCCGCCUACAGCUUUUUGGGACACAAAAGGACUACCUUUUCCAGAAGAGCAUGUAUGCAGACAACGAUCAUGUAAGAAACGUCAAACGUCUUGCCCGUCGCUCAGCUUUACCCUUUGAUCCAGAGGAACGCACGAGGUUUGUGGCAAAAGUGAACUGUACCAGAAGUGCACUUCCACCAUCUCUUGUAAGAGUCAGAGUCGACAACUAUGCGGCGAAAACCAUAGAAGCACCAGUGUCUUGCCAGCAAACAAGCUGUUACAUACGCACCUUGCACAUUCGGAAACCUGCUAAUACCUCUGUCCUUCACCGCAAAAGGCAGACAUAUUUCACCCUCUCUGUCAGCUUGAUAGUAGAAUGCCCCUUCACUAUAUCUAUCAAGCCUUUAUGGCAGAUCUAUCCUGUUCCAGACAUGAGCACUGGUCCAGACUGGUCAAACCCAGUAGACACUACUAGGAUGCACGGCACAGACAUGGUAAUCUUAACUGUUCCCAGAUAUUCUUUAAAUUAUGGGUUGUAUCUGUUUCAUUUCACUGCUGAGGUAACCCUGAUUGAGACCAACACAGUCUUCUGGGGCACAGAUAGCGUUUAUGUUCGCAUUGAGGGAAGUGAUUUAGUGGCACAUAUUACAGGAGGCACGUACCGCAAAGUGGGUUUUUCUGCUAAUUGGACUCUUGAUGGCUCUGGGUCCUUUGAUCCUGAUUCACUGGAUAGACAAAAGGAAAUCACAUUUACUUGGUACUGCACUAAAGAGAUGUCAGACUAUAACAGCAUGAAAAUCAGCCUGGGAAACAAAUGCCAUCCAGCUCAGAGGGAUUUGAAAUGGAUAACACCCUCAGGUCCAGUUCAAACGGUGACAGCAGAAUCCCUCCCAGGAAACACUGAAUACCACUUUCGUCUAGAGGUUCGAAAGGGUGAGAGGUGGAAUUAUGCCGAUCAAACUGUAGCUGUGCAGCUCAGCUCUCCUCCUGAACUCCUUCUGAACGUGGCAUGCCUUGAAAACUGUGGUAGCACUUUAAUUCCAACAGAGAGAUUUAUCUUGUCUGGAAAAUGUGUAAACUGUAAAAGCAAUAACCACCCAGUCUACUACUGGUCCCUUUUUUCAGAAAACUCUACAGAAAUUAAUUUUGACUGGUCUUCCAAAACCUCAACAGGGAGAUGGGGGCCUUACCUGUCUAUACAUGCUCUGACUUUUACAAAGGCUGCGCAUCGAUCCUACAUACUUAUGUUAAAAGUAACUACCCGGGAUGGUAGGUCCUCACUCUACAGACAUGCGUUUAAGGUAAAUUCUCCUCCUACAUCUGGCAAGUGUACCAUCAACCCACGCCAGGGUAUGGCCUUUCAGACAAAAUUUAUUGUUCAAUGCCGUGGAUUUUAUGACAGCAAUCUACCUCUGACAUAUAAAGUGAUAGUGGCUUCUGAUAUACCCAAAACUACCAAAGUAACUUCUGUGGAGGAAAAUACAUUUGGCACAAUUCUGUACUUUGGUUAUAAGCCUGAAACUCCUCCAACUUUUCUCCCAGUUGGAGCGCCUUCUCGGAAGUACGUCUUGACACUUUAUGUUCAAGUCUGUGAUUCCCUUGGAGCGUUUACCCAAGUAAAUUUACACGUCCGCGUGCGGAACCCAGUUACCCGGCGACCACUGGCUGUUGUGUUUGAUGAACUGCUGGACUCAGUGAGAGGUUCAAGUUCACCGAUGACAUCUUAUCUCCAGAUUGGAGAUUAUUUUAGUGCGGGUUAUUUGGCUUAUCUGGCAGGCUCAGUCUUAAAAUAUAUUAAGGCCACACCAAAUCUCAAGCUCCCUAAGGCUCAGCUUCGGGAAAACCUGAUUAAAGCGUCCCUGAAUAUUUCAGUUGAGAACACAAUGGAAGUCAACCAAAUAGCUGCUUCUCUUUCUCAAGUCACAGAGGAAGCUGAUGAAGUGAACAUUAGAUCACAAAACCUGGUCAUUAGAAAACUGAUGGAAGUAACGGGAGUGCUGAAGAUACUGAGGAAUGAGAGCCAAUGGUCUGAGGAAUCAGAAAUUCAGACUAGUGGAAUACUAAGCUGCUUGUCCAACAUCCUGAGCGCUGCUCUUCUGCAUCGCAGCAAUGUCAACGUAAAUGGAAUUAAACAAGCGUUCUCCAUCAUGGAAAAUUUAACAGAGAUAGUUUUCCAGGGCAAAGUCCCUGGAGAAACAGACACUGUCAUGAAAACAAAACACUGGAAUAUCACUCUGAUGAAAGAUGAACACUGGAACAUUUCAGAUGCUUUCUCCACCAGAGGCACCUGCAAGAAUUGCUUUUAUCCAUCACUGAAAAAGGGAAAUUAUUCAGAAUUGGACCCUGAUGCAGUGAUUUCCACUGCUGUUUUUGAGUUUGAUGAGAACCCCUUCCCUUGGUUAGGUUACACAUCAGAAAUUGGAACAACGAUCUUGGGGUUCAAAAUGGCAGAGACCAAACCUAAUGGGGAUCUACUAGAGAUCAUGCCUGAAGGGGCAGAAAUUACUGUUGCUAGGAAAGAUAAGGCAUCUUCGGCCUUUCAGUUAGCAAUGGGACCUGACAAAACACAAGCUUACACAACUGGAGGAUUCAGUCUUGAAGUCAACAGAAAUACCAAGAGCAUAUACAUCCAGAUCCUGACCAAAUUAAAAGUCACUUUCAAGGUGCUAGUAUUUACAGGUGCCAACAUCACUGACGCUCAUCCCAUAGCUUCAUUUGCUGCUUUUCAUAACACGACAACAGUUGCAAUCAACGAGACAGCUAGCAAUGACUGUAAAAUUAAGGCUCCCUAUAUUAUCUGUCUCCCAGAGUCACUGCUGAAAGCCACAGCUGAAGGAAGCGGUACAGAAACUUAUAACAUCUCCAUUGUCUUGGUGGCACCCUAUUUCGUAAGAUAUCAAAACCUGAGACUGGUGAGAAUACACAUUUUUAGUGAUCAGUGUUUAUUUCUGGAUGGGAUUCAAAGCCUGUGGAGAGGAGACGCAUGCAGGCUGGGCUCCUUGACCGACUGGCAGAAGGUGCACUGUGUCUGCGAUACGCAGCUCAGCAACAAAAGUCCGUCGGACCAUAUUGCAUCAGGUGCAGUCUUGUUCAACAUCAGGUUCCUGGCAGCUCGAGUAUUAGUUACCCCCAACACAGUAGAUCUGGGACACGCCCUGAUAGCAAACAUACCUAAAAACCUAGUGACCCUCUUAACGGUGCUCUUUAUUUUUGUAAUCUACUUUCUUUUGUCCAUCUGUGCCAUAAGAAAAGACAUAGCUGAUAGCAACAGGAGAGACAAGAUUAUAUUUUUGUCAGACAACGACCCCUUUGAUAAAGUGAGCUAUUUGGUCACGUUAUACACGGGCAGUCGCUGGGGAGCUGGAACCACAGCGGAUGUUUUUCUUCAGCUGAUCGGCCAGAAUGGCACAAGUGAUGUCCAUUGUUUACAGCACCACUACUUCACCUCUUUCCAACAAGGAAGCUCUGAUUGCUUUCUGUUAACUACUAAGGAAGACUUGGGAAACAUUUUAUUCUUCAAGGUCUGGCACAAUAAUAAGGGCUCUUCUCCAAGCUGGUUCUUAAGCAGAGCCAAGGUUGAGAAUAUGCGCACCAGGAAGAGCUGGUUCUUUAUGUGCAGGAAAUGGCUUUCUCUUCACAAGGGUGAUCGCUUACUAGAAAGGACAUUUUCUGUCACAAACCCCAAGACACCUCUGCCCAGAACUGAAUGUUUCUUAAUUAGUCUUGGCAACAGCCUGACCCAGGACCAUCCAUGGCUCUCGAUUCUUGCUCACGUUCUCCGUAGCUCUUUCAGCAGGUUCCAAAGGUUGUCUUCAUGUUUAGCAAUAUUAUUAUUAAACUUGCUUACUAACAUCAUGUUCUUCAACGCUGACAAGAAUGAAGAAUCUCCCAUGCACUUGAGGUACCUGAGAUCAAUAACGAUAGGCAUCGAAUGUGUGUUGAUCAACACACCUGUGGAAAUCGUUAUUAAUGCCUUAUUUAAGUAUUACCAGAGGCAACCUCCUCCUCUUGCUACUAAAAGCGAGGGAGCUCCCCAAAACUGGAGCGACAGCACAGCUUCAGGAAGAGAUGCAAACGUAAUUGGAACAGAGGAGCAGACAAUAACUGUGAAUUCCCCUCCAACAGCUGAGGCCCGCCAGAAACAACCACUACCAAAUUCCAGUUUUAGUACCAAUUAUGCAGAAGAAGAGAGCAAUUUGCAGAAAGAAAGGGAACAACAAAGCAUUACCUCCAGGCCCUUCAGCAAGAGACCACGUGUAGCUUUUCGUCGGUGGUGCAUCUAUGUUGCAUGGACACUCGUUAUAGCUGUCACUGUGCUAUCAGCAUUUUUCAUUGUGUUAUAUGGUUUGUCUUACGGCUAUCAGACUUCAGUAGAGUGGCUUUUAGCAUCUAUAACCUCCUUUAUUGAGAAUGUGUUUUUCCUUUCAGUCCUAAAAAUCAUUUUUUUCUCAGCUAUACGUACAAUUCGUCCCAUAUCCUGUGAAAACCUCGAAUGGUUUACUUGGGGAGAGCAUUCUGAGAUUAAGUUGGCUAAAGGAAUGAUGAACGCUGAAGAGAUGAGAGAGAAGCACUUGAAACUUGCUAAAGUCAGAGGCACCAAGCAGUAUAAGCCUGUAGAAGCUGAUGAAAUAGCUCACAUGCUGAAAAUUGAAAAAAUUAAAGGCAAGGCACUUAUUUUCACAACAGAUUUCCUCAGUCACCUUGUCUUUUUAACGCUGCUGCUAAAAUUUGCCUAUUCCACUGACAUUGCCAACACUUUCCACUACAGCCGAUUCAUCCAUAACCAAUUCUCUCCACAGCUCUCCAGGAUAGAUAAGCUAGAACAAAUCUACGUGUGGGUGAGAGACUUGUUCUUGCCUGUGAUCCACAACGACAUUGAGCCAACCUUUCUUCCCGAGAGCCGUUCCAAAAUCAUCGGUUUGCCUAGGAUGAGGCAAGUGCGGGCUAAAGGUACUGAGAAAACAUGUUUCCAUCCUCACAGCUUUGUAAAUAACUCUGUGAUCAGUAAAAGCCACUGUCUCCACAAAUACGGCACUGACAUCCCAGAGAAAGCUGACUACACCGGCACUUGGACAAAGGUUGCCAACCAGUCUGUUUCUGAGCACGCGAGCAGUUACAGCGGGUUCGCUUACCAGCGAAACAGGACUCCGUGGAUGCAUUAUUCAUAUGGACAGUUGCACACAUACGGACCAGAAGGAUACACGUUUUACUUUUUCCCUGAAGAAGGAAGACCUAAUUCAACGACAAGGCUGGAUGCUCUACGACAGAGCAAGUGGCUUGAUGAAAAGACAUGGGCCGUGAUCAUUGAACUAACUACAUUUAACCCAGAUGCAGAUCUCUUUUGCACCAUCUCAGUCAUAUUUGAAAUGUCUCAUUUGGGGAUCAUAAAACCACGUUUGUCAGUACACUCUUUUGCACUCCCCAUCUUUCAUCUGCAAACUAAAACUCAAAUGUUUGUGUCUGUAACUGUUCUUGCUUUUCUGUUAAUUUACAUUGCACAUGAGCUUUGUAUCAUAGGCCAAGAAAAAAAAGUUUAUAUUAAAAGCAUUUCCAAUAUAGUCAGCUUUAGCUUAAAAUCAGCACUCCUCCCUUUUGUUUUUUUAAAGGCCAUAAAGUUUAAGGUGGGAGCAGAUAUAGUGAAGUUUUACUUACUUCACCCAAAUGAUUUCAUUCCAUUUCAUGCAGUUUCUCAUCUGGAUCAGAGUUUAAAGAUUACUAUGGGCUUUUUAGCAUUUCUUGCAGUUUUGAAAACUCUCAGAUACUCUCAACUCCUUUAUGAUGUGCGCCUGGCACAAAGAUCGAUCUUGGCAGCCCUUCCUGGAAUCGCCUCAAUGACCCUCGUGGUGGUGGUGUACUACUUUGCAUUUAUGGCUUUUGGCUACCUUGUGUUUGGGCAGCAUGAAUGGAACUACAACAGCAUGAUUCACUCAGCUCAGACCAUAUUCUCUUACUGUGUCUCAGCUUUCAGAGAUACCACAUUUUCAUCCAACAGGUUGCUGGGUGGUCUCUUCCUUGCCUCUUUCACACUGGUGACAGUCUGUAUCUUGAUCAUUCUCUUCCAAGCUAUCAUUAUGUCUGCCUAUGGUGAUAUGAAACAACCCAUUUAUGAAGAACCGCCUGAUGAAGCACAAAUGGUUGCUUUUGUAUUGCAGAGGCUCAGAAGGAUAUUUUGCUUUCUGAUCUGUAAAAAGCCCAAAAAAAGUGAGACUGAUCAUUUUCACACUGCAGUUGGCACACAGCCUGGGAGAAGGUAUCAAAGACAUUUAGGACUCAAGAACAGAAAAAUAAAUGGAAAAAAAAUGGUUUACCUUGUCAUAUGA